UGCCUAAAUCUGAGUUAGAGAGGGUUCAUAAACUAUUUAAUACUGCAAUAGAACUUCUAGAAAAAUAUAUUGAAGUGGCUUAUCCUAAUUAUGAAAUUAGAAAACAAAUUCGCAAUGAUAAUAUUAAAGUUAAUGACCCAAGCAAAAUUGAGAGUAUGCUGGCAAAUUUACUGUUUGGACUUAAAACAGAAAUAACAGGCAAAUCAACAUUUUUUUGUGAUGAAAUAAAGCAAGCAAGCAAUAAUGCUCGGAUACAUCAUGCUACUGAUUCAUGUAGGAAAGUUAAAUUGUCUACUAUUGCUGAGUUAGCAAGGAAAAAGAAAAUUGAACUUGUAUACUUGCCUGGUUAUUCACCUAAACUAAAUCCAGUAGAGAAGUGUUUUAGUGUGAUAAAGAAUUAUUAUCGCCAACAAAGACCAAGAACUGAGAGGCAGUUAAGGAGAGUUAUUAAGGAAGCAAUAGCAAAAAUACAGCAACUAGAUUUAACUAAAACUUUCAAGAGUUGUUUUAGUUUGUAA
Molecule: messenger RNA, 518 nt
Organism: Ambispora leptoticha
Lineage: Eukaryota; Fungi; Glomeromycota; Glomeromycetes; Archaeosporales; Ambisporaceae
Source: the annotation of a GenBank genome assembly